AAACAGUAUAGUUGAGUUUUUUUUUGUUAGUAACUAGCCAGCGUUAAGUUUCAUUCAACAUGAAAAAGUUUACUUGUAUCUUAUUAAUACUUUUUGCUUCAUCUCACGCUAUAAAACUACCCCCCGAACUUCAAGAAUAUGUUGACGAUCUACAUAGAAUUUGUAUAGCGCAAACCGGAAUCACUGACGCUGACCAUGCAGCUUACGAUAUAGUUAACAAUCCACAUGAUUCCAAACUUAUGUGUUACAUGAAAUGUUUAAUGAUUGAAGCUAAAUGGAUGAAACCUGAUGGUGAGAUUCAGUAUGACUUUAUAAUUGACACUAUCCAUCCAGAUGUAAAAGAUAUCAUAGUGACAGCUCUCAAUAAAUGCAGAUCGAUUCCAGAAGGAGACAAUCUAUGCCAGAAAGCUUCUAAUUUGAAUUUCUGUCUUUAUGGAGCGGAUCCAGUGAACUGGUAUUUGGUUUGAUCUCGUAUAACAGAAGUGGACAAAGAGUAUUUGCAUUUUAGAAUUUUAUAUCAUAAAAUAUAUUGAAGAUAUUAGCAAGUUAU
Diorhabda sublineata is the source of this 550-nucleotide messenger RNA. RefSeq names its product pheromone-binding protein-related protein 6-like. The transcript has 7 exons. Gene Ontology annotation, molecular function: odorant binding. Gene Ontology annotation, biological process: sensory perception of smell. NCBI's taxonomy places the organism in Eukaryota, Metazoa, Arthropoda, Insecta, Coleoptera, Chrysomelidae. Bases 60 to 467 code for a protein of 135 amino acids. The record is from RefSeq and is a predicted model, not a curated record.